AUCGAUCUGAGCAACCUGCCUACGUCGUCGUAGCACUCGACUUUUCAGCCGGAACCAUUCACUAAGCCGCCCGCUGUCGUCUCCUCACCCCCUGUCCAGCCGCUCUCUAAACACUUCCUCGCACUCAAUGGCCCAACUAAUUUCAUCAUGCGAGUCCCAUUGCAAAAAGUAGUAGCCCCGGCCUUUCGGUUGCGCAUAACGUCGUCUCCACCCUCGACCGCGGGGUCGCCGCGAUGUCUCCAUCAGCCUGCCCGGGCACCUCUACCGUCGAAGCGCAGCACCAGCGCUUCGGGUCAGUUGCGGUGGAGCAGCGAUAGGAACAAUGCGCCGACGCGUCCCGAGGACGUCAUCGCCCUGCCCGAGCCGCAGCAGCAACAGGGCAAACCCCCAGCUUCACCUAACAAGCGCAAGCCCUCUCGAGCCUCGGCCGCCAAGACCCUGCGUCUCGGGCUCACCGCGAAGCCGCCUAGUCGCGCCAAUGCCGUGAAGAAAGACACUGCCACCGAGACCGACUACCGCCGGACCAUCAGUUCCAUCUGCGUCGCCCAGUCCUUUGAUAUGGAUGCUGUUCAGGACAUAUUACGCUUUCACGCCUUCGAGUUGGACCCCGACGGCACCGAAUUCGACCCGACGGGCGUAGUGCACGCGCGGGGCAUCAACAAUGGCGAUAUCUUUGUCUUCCCCUCGGGGACCGUAGUGACCUGGUCUGUACCCAACGACGCGCUCAUGACGCUAGCCACCAAGCAGCUGAUCCGCGCCGCCGAGCUCCCCCACCUCAACCGUCUCGAGAUGGAGGAGCUCGAGUUUCUGGUGGACGAGAGCCGCGAAACGAGUUGCAUGCGGGGCGAAGUCGUCGUCCUCGGCACGCGGACGCAGGGCCGCGAGAACCACCGUCUCGACACGACGCUGGCCAAGAUCGCCUUCUCGAGCGGCCUCGCCCGGAGCCCGAAGCUGGCGGUGCUCGAGAACCAGGCGAUCGAAUAUUUCGAGCACUCCAAGCACAGCCUCAACUUCGUCGAGGGGGGCCUCGAGCACAAGCUGAAGCGCAGCACCGUGCUGAAGAUGACGGGCCAGAUGCUGAGCCUGAGGUCGCAGCUGAAUCACUACUCGGACAUCACCGACCAGCUCCCCGACAUGUUCUGGGACUCGGAAUCCAACCUCGAAAACUAUUACAACCAGAUCAGCACCGUAUUAGACAUACGCCAGCGGAUCGGGAUCCUUAACCGCAAGAUCGACUACGGGUACGAGAACGUGAGCGUUCUGCGAGAGAUGGUCAGCGAGAAGUAUGGCCACCGGUUGGAGUGGAUCAUCAUAUUCCUCAUCGCUGUGGAGGUCGUAUUUGAGUUGAGACGGGUCUAUCACGAGGAUUCCGGCGAGAGGAGCUCUGAAUAGACCGGAAGAGGCUUUGCGCGUUCGCCGGCGCGCGACGGGGCUAUAUAACACCACUCCCUCCACGCAUGCAGUGUCAUGCCUUUUGCCCUACAACCGUCUUAUAUCCCCUCGAUAUCUGCCAAGGCAGUCAGGUUUAGGGAUGCCGACCUUCAUCGCAUCUAUACCCCUUAGAUUGUACGUUUAUUUAACAACGACCACAGGCCGUUCCGCUACCCCUAUCGCACGAGCUAGCAUCGUCUUCGACGCCGACUAGCACGUGCCAUUCGAGCUGUGCGCGCUGUGCAUGUACCUAUGCCCUUGCGAUGCCUUUGCGAUGCCUUAUGUCGCCCGCCCCCCGUCCUGUUUCCCUCUCGAGUGGGAGGGGGCGUCUCUUUUACACCCUCUCUAGUAACUUUUUCUUUGCUUCCAGAUAGGCCGCCACAGCAUCGCCCUCUUGUUACAUAUAUCUAUGUAGGUAUAUCUCGCCGCGGUGACCGGCAAUCUACCUAUAAGCAAAUGCGAGCCUCUCCCAAUUUGCUAGAAGCAGGCCUUACCGGAGGAUACUCCUAUGUUCCUGGGCUCUCCUCCCUCUCUCCCCCUGAAGACUGGCCACGUAAGUAGGUGAGUAAAACAGCAGUUAUAAUCCGGAGUCACACUCGAGCUGAACCCGUCUAUAAACCCUCUUCCCCCCUUCUCACCCUGCCCCCACCCACGCCCUCGCGCAGCAAUCCCCGCGCAACCCCUACUACGCCC
Durotheca rogersii is the source of this 2124-nucleotide messenger RNA. RefSeq lists its product as uncharacterized. The transcript has a single exon. The record is from RefSeq and is a predicted model, not a curated record. Lineage: Eukaryota; Fungi; Ascomycota; Sordariomycetes; Xylariales; Xylariaceae. Gene Ontology annotation, biological process: positive regulation of mitochondrial translation. Bases 148 to 1392 code for a protein of 414 amino acids.